AUGGCUGAAGACACCACUAAUACCCACGUCACUCGGGCAAUCAAAUCGCACAAAGCAGAUCUCAGGAAGGAGAGGAAAGCGAAGAGGAAGAUACGCCUAGACGCAGAGCACAACAUCCACGUCGCUCGGAAGAGAGAACCCAAGACUUUGCGCCCGCAACAAACGAUCAGCCAGUCCUUCUCAAACUCGAAGCCGAUCAAACACGUCGCGGCCAAAAAGACCCCUAGCAUAAUUGGAACUGAUCGCGAGGUGUUCGCUGAGGUGGUUAACGACUCCUCGUCAGUCACCCUCAGCUCCAACGCUAUGGCGUCGACAACCUCGCCCGCGACGAUUGUCGGGGGCCCCAACGAUGACUACAAGGAGAACGACCAAGUCUCUCACAUCAUGAUGUGCCCCGACUGCAAAGAGUUCCCGCCAAACCUUACUGAGGAGUUCAGCAGCGGCGACAUGGUUUGCGCAACCUGUGGACUUGUUGUUGGAGACAAAAUCGUUGACACGCGAUCUGAGUGGCGCACGUUUGCCAAUGACGACACGAACAACGAUGACCCGUCCCGUGUCGGUGAUGUGGGCAACCCUCUCUUCGAGGACACUGUCGCGACCUUGCAGACUACGAUUGGCAGCGAGGGCAGCAACUCGUUCCACUUGAUGAAGACGCAGCAGAAGACGGUUGAGAAGGGAGCGAAGAACCUCAAGGAAGGGUUCUCGCAAAUCAAGACUCUGACUGAUGCUCUUCAAGUCGGAAACAACGUUUCGCGACACAGCGAUGCACAUCUUCAAGCGUAUGUACAUGAUUCCUUCGCUUUGGCCGACGAGAAGAAAUUCUUGAAGGGCAAGCCCCAGGAAGCUGUCAUUGCCGGAUGCAUCUUCGUUGCGUGCCGUCAAGGCGGUGUCGCCAGAACCUUCCGAGAGAUUUUCAACCUUACCCGCGUGUCCAAGAAGGAGAUCGGUCGGGUGUUCAAGCUACUCGAGAAGUUCCUGGUGGAUAUCCAAAACGAAGGCGACAAGGUUGGCCACAGCGCUGUGUCUACCGUCAGCGGUUUCGAGCAGCGAGGUUCGACUAAUGCUGAGGAUCUUGUACGCCGAUACGUGUCCCAGUUGGGUGUGCGCAACCAGUCCGAGGUCGAAUCUGUCGGCAUGCUUAUCGCAAAGAAGACCGGCCAGGUUAGUACCCUGGCUGGACGGUCUCCCUUGUCGGUCGCGGCGGCCUGCAUCUUCAUGGCCACCCACUACUUGGGUGAGGCGAAGACAUCCAAAGACAUCGCCGUGGUGGCCGGUGUGAGUGACGGUACGAUCAAGACCGCCUACAAGUACCUCUACGCCGAGAAGGAGUCCUUGCUUGACGCGGAGGCUUUCCAGAAGAGCCGGGGCCGUGGUAAGAUCGAGAGGCUGCCUUCUGCAUAG
Messenger RNA from Diaporthe citri, 1401 nucleotides. RefSeq lists its product as uncharacterized. The transcript is spliced from 4 exons. Gene Ontology annotation, cellular component: nucleus; transcription preinitiation complex. Gene Ontology annotation, biological process: transcription preinitiation complex assembly; transcription initiation at RNA polymerase II promoter. Gene Ontology annotation, molecular function: TBP-class protein binding; RNA polymerase II general transcription initiation factor activity. The record is from RefSeq and is a predicted model, not a curated record. Bases 1 to 1401 code for a protein of 466 amino acids. Lineage: Eukaryota; Fungi; Ascomycota; Sordariomycetes; Diaporthales; Diaporthaceae.